GGUUUGCCAUGCGGUGAUCUUGGUGCGUCGGCCUCACCGCCAUCCACCUGAGCAUAGCGUGCAUAGGUAAUGAGAAUAAGAGGCUGCGGAUAAUGACUGGCUAUAACUGUCAAAGCACAGCCUGGUUGUCCCUGCUCUGAAGUGCUCUGCUAAAGUCGAGGGGCUGCCCGUGCGACACCCACGAAAACAGAGGAUGGCACAGAGAUUCGGUUCCCAUGCGCUCCCGUUCCUCCUAACGGUUCACUUGUACCACGUCUCUCCCGUGAAUAUCGAUAGCUUAAACAUUUCACGGUACCUAUUGUACUCAGUGAUUGCCGAUGGGAUACGGAUAUGAUAUGAGAGGAUAGGAAGGAAUAGGGAAAAUAAAAUCGCGCUGCUCGGUUGGUUGUUGGUUGGGUUCGUUGAGUUCCUGGUUGCGUGCCCAGGGCAGCGUUGUCGCCGUUGCAUUCUCGUCACCUAACCGGAACGCACUGGCCAGGCUGAGAAAUCCGGACCCACCGCAAUUAGCCCACUGAACUCCGUUUCUUUUCCAGCCCAGCUGCUCCGUCCCAUGCAUCCAUCAAUCCCGUCCAUCUGUGCCCCAGGCCCCAUUCAUCUCCCCAUUUCCCGUUUCCUUCUUCCCCUUCUGCAACCCUUUCCCCGUCCCACCCAUCUUCCUCUGUCACUGCUCGUCCAUUCUCCAGAUAUUCCCAAUAUAUCACCGCGACCGCCCUCAAUUUGUGUUUCUCAUCGCGUCGGUGCCCAGUGCUAGAUCGACGACGUUCAGACCGCCUGUCAUCCGAUCUGCUUGCUAGUACCGCCAAAGCCCAGCGCGCCCCGCGAGUCUGACUUCGACCACCUGGACGGGCCGAUUCCCCCAGAUCAUCUGAAUUGACUUUCUGGAGUCCCCACGAUUGCGCACCAUCGCCCCAGUUCGUCCCGACACUCUGGAUAUCGACUGCACAAGAGCCAGUGGAUGCUGGCUUUCGUGUCGCCGGCUUGCGCCGUCGCGUAGUGGCAUUCUCACCCAUCACUGGUUGCGACCGCGUUGCCAGCACUAGGAAAACACAAUGACGACAGCUGUGAAGAGGGCGUGCGAUGCCUGCCAUCGACGAAAGGUCAAAUGUGAUGGAAUCAACCCAUGUCGCCACUGCUCGGCUUCGCAGUUGGCUUGCACCUACAAUGCCAUUCCCCAGAAAAAGGGGCCCAAGGGGUCCCGAGCGAAGGUUAUCAAUGAACUCAAGGAGAACCAACGCCAGACGAGCCUCUCUUCGAAGCAGAACCCUUCCAACAGCCCGAGCUUGGCCCCUACACCCCGUUUGUUGACCAAGGAGAUGAUCAACGCUUGCGUCGAAUUCUUUUUCGCCAAUCUGUACCCCACCAUGCCGAUUCUGGACCGCCAACGCCUGGAGCAGGAUAUCAUGUACAUGGAGCAGAAUAUCGAUAGCUACUGCCUCUUGACAUCCCUGUGCGCCUUUGUGUCGCUCCAGCCCGGCAUGGUUAUGCCAAACAUGGGCAUGUCGUCCAUGAGCGAUCCUUUCAACCCGGACAUGAUGUUUGGCGGUGGCAACAUUCUGACCUGCACGUUGCUGAUGGAGGAGACGAUUCGGGUCCGGAAGAGCGAGGAUUAUGCGGCUUCGCGCACCAUCAACACCCUCUGCACCGACUUUUUCCUGUUUGCUGUACACCACGGUCUGGAGAUGCACGACAAGGCUUGGUUCUACUUGCGGGAGGCCACCACAUUGGCGCACCUGUCGAGGAUGAACGAAGAAACCCAGUACAUGCAGUACGACAGCAAUGACGCAGCCAGAUGCAGACGUCUGUACUGGCUGCUCUUUGUCACUGAACGUGCCUACGCCUUGCAGCAUCGUCGUCCCAUGACUCUGGAAGCAACCAUCAACCUCCCGGCACAUGCUGACCCCUCCAAUCCUCACUCGCAUCACAUUCCCAGUUUCCUUCGCCAGAUUCAGCUCUUCCAUUCUUUCGACCAUGGUCUACUUUCCAUGUGGAUGAAGACCAAGCGCGAAUGCUCUGACUCGUAUCUCACCAGCCUGGAGAAACAGCUGCAGGAAGUCCUGCCCCCAUAUCUCAACGAUACUCAGGCCCAGCUGAACGAGAUGUCAAUCAACCUUCACUGGCUCAAGGACAUGGCCUGGAAGCUGGGUCUUGCAAACAACAACGGCCAUGAUGCUGAGCUCUCUUACUCCUUUUUGCCAAUGGUUGCACAUUUCCCAGGAAAUCUGGGCCUGCAGGGCUUUGGUUUCCUCGAGAAGCUGCUCAGCAUCACAUACGACCUCUCCGAAGCACUCUCUAUGCAACCCGCUCCCAGGACGCCUUUCACCCCUGGCCCGCAUGAUCAGCUCCGAAAGAUACUCAACAUUGUCACGACUCUGCGCAACGGACAACACCACUUCCUGCCUCUGCUUCUCAGCAAGAUACACGCUGCUUUGCCAAAGAUGGCUAGCCCUAUGCUGCAGAACGCUCCGGAAAGUGCGGCCUGCAAUAUCGACAUUUUUGACGGGUUUGGAAACGCUGGCAUGGCACAGCCCCCGGUUUACUCGCAUGAGUCGUAUGAUAACAAAUUUUCGAUCCCACGAAUCGAGGACCACAACUCUUCGGAUUCUAACAGCCCCAACAACAUCACUCCACCGAGCAGCAACGAUAUGAAUUCGCCCUUUGUUAGCUCGCCACCCAUCAUGUCACCCGGCGGCAUGGACCUGCCUCAUGGUAUGCCAUCCGACUUUACCUCAAUGCCAGAAAUGGUCAUGAGUCCAAUGAGCCAUGCACCGCCGACCUCGUUGGGUGCCACUGUUGGCAUGAACAACCACCAGACACAACACACACCGCUAUCACCCUUUCCGAAUCUGGGUUCGCAAAUGCAAGGAAUGAGCAACCACAACAUCAACCCUCCUCCGAAUAUAGGCCUCGCUUCUCAAAUGCAUCUCCCUCAACCGAUGGGAGGGACAAUAGGCUCCAAUAUCGGCAGCAACAUGAUGUCGAGGCCACAAGCACAACAACGGACAAGCAGCUUUGCACUCGGGCCCACACCGAUUCGUACUGUAGGCGAUUUUCAAGCACUGCAGCGGACCAACUCAGACAUGACGCCCAUGAGUCCGCUGCAUCCAAUGGGGAUGGGCUCUAUGGGAAAUGAAAUGGACUUCAACACGCCCUUGAGGUAGUAACGCUGGAUUGGGGGACGCAGCAUGAGGCAGGAUUUCUCUUUUCCUGUUCAUCUUCUCGACCUUUGGUCACACCACAACCCCCCUUUUCUUUUGUAUCAGUCAUAAAAGGUUUCCACAGGCAUUUUUCUCAUUAUCUGGCAUCUUAUCAUCGGAGUCUAUUGAUGGCGUACCUGCUAGCCUUGCUGUCGAUUUGGAUAUGGUUCUCCAGGCGCACACGAAUCACGGGGUUUGGGGGAAGCUGAAAAAAUGGGAGCACAUUGAAAAAAAUUGUCCAUCACAGCGCACAGUUUUCUUUUGUUUCGGAUCUUGCUUCUUGGAAAGCAGUAUAUUUGUUGGGUCGGGAGUGGAGAAUUUGAGGAAUAUGGGCAGACGAGCUCUACCACUGUGCAAGGGAUAAUAGCAUGCAGGGGGACAUCUGAUCUUGUACAAGGGUGCUAGGGAGGACAGCGGGGAGGAAUCCAAGCAAUAUACAGUGUUUUUAGUUACUGCCGUUUCUGCAGCACGGUUCGCUACUCGGCCAGGCUGGUUGUAACAAUAGAGUCUCGUAUCUUAGCACGUUGUCCGCUGUCUGCUGUCCUUGUGUCUUGUCCGGUAGUGGAACCAGCGGAGGGAGAGAUCAUGCAAGAUACCGGAUAUUGCGGGGGCUUGUUCGCGGAUGGCUGUACUUGAAGGGAUGUUUCCAAAGAGCUAGGAUUCCGACAGCACGGAUGAGCAGAUUGCAGCAUAACCUCCAAGUUGCAACACUUGGACUUGAGGUACUGUAGCUUACUUGCAUUGAUACCGGAAUUAAGAGAGGAAGUUUUACAGCCACCCUGCCCAUAUUAUAUUGCGAACUACACCUUGAAGGAUGACAGCUAGGC
Podospora pseudopauciseta is the source of this 4021-nucleotide messenger RNA. RefSeq lists its product as uncharacterized. The record is from RefSeq and is a predicted model, not a curated record. Gene Ontology annotation, biological process: DNA-templated transcription; regulation of DNA-templated transcription. NCBI's taxonomy places the organism in Eukaryota, Fungi, Ascomycota, Sordariomycetes, Sordariales, Podosporaceae. Gene Ontology annotation, molecular function: DNA binding; DNA-binding transcription factor activity, RNA polymerase II-specific; zinc ion binding. Bases 1050 to 3158 code for a protein of 702 amino acids. The transcript is spliced from 2 exons.